Molecule: messenger RNA, 1078 nt
Organism: Pelagomonas calceolata
Lineage: Eukaryota; Pelagophyceae; Pelagomonadales; Pelagomonadaceae
Source: the annotation of a GenBank genome assembly
GUCCAGUGCGUGUGCUGGCUGGCUGUCUGUCGGCCCACCCGCUGCGUAAAACCGCUCUGGGGAGCAUCGAGCAAGCCCAACGCAGCACCGACACGCCCGCUCGGUCUCAGCUCGACCGCGUGCGCCUGCGGCAACGUCACGCAGCGCUCUUUUGCCGGCGCUCGGCCCAAACGCCCGCCGCCGCGGGUCGCCGUGGCCGUCCGUUCCGUCGAGGUACGCCCGCGCGCCGCGCAGCCCAAGAAAACGCAACCAACCAUGCCGCCGCGCCGCAAGAAGGACCCGCCGUCCUUCAAGCCGAGCGCGGAGACGCUCAAGAACUUCCAGAUGCCCGAGGAGACGCCGCAGCUCGAGCUCCUGCCGAGCGGGCCCAAGGGCGACAUCCCCUCGACGUACACGGGCGAGUGUCGCGCGUUGAACCAGCCCGCGGUCCUCCCGCCGCCGCCGCCGCCCUCGCGGAAGGAGGAGCGGCCCUCGGCGUCGCGCUUCUGGACGUCCUUCGCGGCGGCCGCCGCGCGCGCGACCAAAAAGAAGUCCGGCGACGCCCAGCACUGGGCGCCCGCGCGGCCGCCGCCGCCGCCGCCUGACCGGCGCGCGGGCCAGGCCAAGAAGAAGUCGCCCAAGGGCCGGCCCAAGGUCAAGCGGGGUUUAUCUGAUGAGGGUCGCACGGUCUUCGCCGACGCGACGACGCGCAACUCCGACGAGCUGCCGCCAUCAGCGUUCCCGGCCGGCAGCGACUUCGCGGCGGCGGCGGCCGCCGCGGCCGCGUCGCGGGACUCCUUCCCGCCGCGCUUCAGCUGGGACGACCCGGCCGCGCGUUCGUCCUCGAAGAGCGUCCUGAGCGACGCCGGCUCGGUCGGCGCGCGACACAGCCUCGCGCAGCAGGAGUCGCCGCGCCACUCGCGCAACUGGCAGCAGUACCACGCGCCCGUCGACGGCGACCCGCUCGAGGUGCCCGCGAACUUCAGCUGGGCGGACGGCAUGGCCCUCGGGAGCUUUGCUGAUGAUGACGGCAUUGACCUCGGGCCGCUCGACCUGUCCAACUGAGCGGGGGAGGACUCUGUGUAAUACGUAAAAAUUA